CUGUGCAGGAAACCGGAAAUAGGAACUAGAGAACAUCCGUUUGAUACUUCUCAAAUUCACAAUCAAAUCAAACAUGUAUACAUCGCGAAAACAAAUUGACACGGGAUGACUGUUUUAAAACGUUCACUUGUUAUUUCGGACUUGUAUGAUCAACAACUGGAGCAGGACGAGCUCCAACCACAGGAGGAACCCCAAGUUCAGGAGGAGGGUGAGGAGAUUAUCACCGAACCACAGAACGAGGACCCCACCUGGGCCAAAGACCCUGACUACCAGCCCCCUGCCAAGAAGACAAAGAAGAGCAAGCUGCGCUACAACAUAAAGGGCGAGAAGGACAUGGACGUGUCUGGGCACGUCUUUGAGGAGGAGCAGCAGGAGGGCCUGCUCUCGGAGGUCAACGCAGAGAAGGUGUUGGGCAACAUUAAUCCACCCAAACCCACCAAAAUCAAAAAGAAGGGUGUGAAGAAAACAUUCCAGUGCGAGCUGUGCAGCUACACCAGCCCCCGCCGCUCCAACCUGGACCGCCAUAUGAAGAGCCACACGAACGAGAGGCCCCACCAAUGUUACCUGUGCGACCGCGCUUUCAGGACAGUCACUAUGCUGAGAAACCACCUGAACACAAGGCCAGGCACCAGACCAAACAAGUGCACGGACUGUGAGAUGGCGUUUGUAACCAGUGAAGAACUUGUUAGGCACCAACGUUACAAGCACACCCACGAGAAGCCCUACAAGUGCUCUCUGUGUGAUUACGCCAGUGUGGAGGUGAGUAAGCUGAAGUGCCACAUCCGCUCCCACACCAGAGAGCGCCCCUUCCAGUGCAGCUUGUGCAGCUAUACCUCCACUGACACAUACAAGCUGAAGAGACACAUGACCGUACAUUCAGGGGAGAAACCAUAUGAGUGUUACAUCUGCCACGCUCGCUUCACCCAGAGUUCCACUGCCCACACUGCGACACAGUCAUUGUCCACAAGAGGCACUUUAGUAAGAAUUCACCAUCUUUCCAACACACCUUUCCACCCCUCAGAUGUUCACCUGCGUGAGCAGCACUCGUACAUCGAGCAGGGCCGGAAAUGUCGCUACUGUGAGGCCGUCUUCCACGUGCGCUAUGCCCUCACCCAGCACCAGAAGUCCCACAAGAACGAGAAGCGCUUUAAGUGCGACCAGUGCGAUUACGCAGGCCGACAGAAGUGUCACAUGGUGAGGCAUAAGCGCACCCACACCGGUGAGAAGCCGUACGCCUGCAGCCACUGUGAGAAGACCUUCAGGCAGAAACAGCCUCUGGACGUGCACUUCCGCCGCUACCACGACCCCAACUUUGUGCCCACCUCCUUUGUGUGCACCAAGUGUGGCAAAACUUUCACCCGCAGGAACACCAUGGCCCUGCAUGCAGAGAACUGCAAUGGCCAGGACACCACCGGGGGCAAAAACAGGGCUCCUCCUAGGAGAGGCCGCGGCAGGAAGAGGAAAAUGUGCGGCAACCAUCAGACAACCAGGCCAGGAACAGUGGCAUCCAUUCAUCCAUCCAUUUAAGUUUUUAAAAGACCUGCAGUUUGAGAAGUUGUGAUGGGAACUUUGAUGGGAAGUUGUGAGCAGAUGUUUCCUAACCCUCCGAUAGAUCUUGAUCUGUUUCUUGUCAGGACUACGUUUGUUAUGGGUAAAGUUGCUUUGAGAAGGAGACAUUGUGGACAACCGGGAUGUUUGAAUAAAAGGAGUGCUUUUGGGGGGAAAAUGACUAUAAAGUUUUGUCGCUCUUUUUAGUAACAUAAAAAACAUUGGAAACGAUGUCCUCUAUCCGAACAUUUCUGCUGAAUUAAAAAUGAUGUUUCCUCCUACA
Messenger RNA from Alosa alosa (allis shad), 1831 nucleotides. Its product is annotated as transcriptional repressor CTCF-like. Gene Ontology annotation, molecular function: RNA polymerase II cis-regulatory region sequence-specific DNA binding; DNA-binding transcription factor activity. The record is from RefSeq and is a predicted model, not a curated record. The transcript has 9 exons. NCBI's taxonomy places the organism in Eukaryota, Metazoa, Chordata, Actinopteri, Clupeiformes, Clupeidae. Bases 106 to 1527 code for a protein of 473 amino acids. Gene Ontology annotation, biological process: regulation of transcription by RNA polymerase II.